AUGUCGCAAUCACAGACGUCAAUCUCUUUGAAGCGUUCAGCGACCACAGCCACCGGGAAAGAGACAAGACCGAACAAGAGGCCGAGGCCAAUGAUUUCCCCUACUCAAGAGCUGGAUGGAGAAUUAACAAAUGACCCGCUGCUUAACAGUUUAGGUCCUGGCGGGCUGUGCAAGCCAUGUGCGGCUCUUCAGCUCGAUCAAGCUACAAUCGAGGAACGCGGUGGGAAGUACAUGAACUCAAUCCAUCUUUAUACCUUCAAAAAGAUUGAUGAACGGUGUCGCUUCUGUCGCUUAUUGGCCAAGACUCGCUUCUAUUCCAAUUACAAACUGGUUGCGAAACGUGCAGAAGGUGUUCGGGAGUUCUUGUACGAACUCAGUGGCAAUGGAUCUGGGUGGCUUCUGCCAAUGCCUGAGCACUUGCCGGAUAUGCCUCCGGUACAAAGACCGUACCUAGAAAAUGAGCAAACAAGGAAUGUGGACUGGUGGAUAUUAAGGCAGUGGCUGAGUUGCUGCGAGAAGGAGCACACGACUACUUGUGAAUCAGCUCUGUCUGUUUCACUUUCCGGGUUUGCCGUCAUCGACUGUCUAACCAGGAAGGUAGUGACAGCUCCGCCCUAUUGCAGAUUUGCAGCGCUGAGUUAUGUAUGGGGAGCUGAGGCUGUGCCCGAGGUUUUGUCAAACAUACCCACGCCCGCACCACCAUUGAUCGAGGAUGCCAUGACAUGUACCAGAGCGCUUGGUCUACAGUAUCUGUGGAUUGAUCGGUACUGUAUCGAUCAGAAGGCAAAAACUAAGAAGACUUUGAUCCAUAACAUGGAUCGUAUAUAUACAGGAGCAGCUGUCACGAUCAUCAAUGCGGUCGGGGAGGGCUCGAGUUGCGGUCUGCCAGGUGUGUCAUACGUCCCUCGUCACCGCCACCCUUCGGUCAAAGUUGGAAAGCGAAGAGUCGCUAUCCUUCCCAAUACUAUCAUGGAGAUAAAGCAAAGCAAAUGGUCAAGACGAGCUUGGACCUUUCAAGAAGGCCUCCUCUCUCGCCGGCGACUAGUCUUUACAUCGUCCCAGGUCUACUUCCAGUGUCAAGAGACGUACCACUGGGAGAUGAUAGAAACACGUGCUUUCUCUUGUCGUCGAAUCAACCUAUCGCAAUGGGCUUCUGAGGGGUUAGAGGCUACAUUGCAACCGAAGACCUGCCUUUUCCCGAUCAUGAACUUUCGAUCUGACGCCAGUAGACUCAACGCACUGAUAGAAGAGUAUCUACGCAGAGAUAUUUCCUACGACUCAGAUAUUCUCAAUGCAAUACUUGGUAUACUACGCUCGGUCUGCUCUCAUAUCUGGGGCCUUACAUGGUCUGCAGAGACGAAAGACGCACUUUCAGAAAAACAUGACCUCCUCGAGGCUCUACUAUGGCAGCCGCGAUACGACCCCAAUUCAAUCAUCACUAAGAGGAAAGGUUUUCCAUCCUGGAGCUGGGCCGCCUUCAAAGGCAUUACAGGACUGGAUCAAGGGUCUAUCGAUCAAAAAAAUACUCUCCUGCCUCAUGAACCUCCUGUAGAUGUUAGCAUCCAGGAUCUCAACGGUCAUAAAUACAGUGUGUACGAAUACAGGCAAGCAAUGCAAAAGAACUACGACAUCUAUCAAUUCAAACCCUCCCUUUUCCUUACCGGAUGGAUUCUGCCCGUGAAACUUCGUGCCUAUGCAGUUCAAUGGACGCCAAAGUUAUCACCUGGCCAGCCCAUGGACCUUCUCGUUCUCGACUCAUCACUGUCUAGGUUGAUCGGAAUAGCAACCAUCAUGACAGCCGUGCUGGAGCAUACAAUCACAGACCUGAAAACCGUGUUCGAUCAAGAUUGGCUCAUGCUGAGCUUUCAAGAUCAUGAGAAUCGCAGCUUUGCACCUGGCCUACUUCUGAAGCCUAUGAGCCCCACAAGCGGCGAAAGAUUAGGCGUAGUGCGUCCGCCUACAAGGAAGAUGCGGAGAAUUUUUGAGUCAUUGUCCGUAUCUCCCGCACCAUUGUGUUCAAAAGCAUGUACAAUUGAGCUAGUGUAG
This is a messenger RNA of Parastagonospora nodorum SN15, 2046 nucleotides long. RefSeq lists its product as hypothetical. The record is from RefSeq and is a predicted model, not a curated record. The transcript is spliced from 2 exons. The coding region runs from base 1 to 2046 and encodes 681 amino acids. NCBI's taxonomy places the organism in Eukaryota, Fungi, Ascomycota, Dothideomycetes, Pleosporales, Phaeosphaeriaceae.